Leptinotarsa decemlineata (Colorado potato beetle) is the source of this 1322-nucleotide messenger RNA. RefSeq names its product man(5)GlcNAc(2)-PP-dolichol translocation protein RFT1. Gene Ontology annotation, cellular component: endoplasmic reticulum membrane. Gene Ontology annotation, biological process: glycolipid translocation; dolichol-linked oligosaccharide biosynthetic process. The record is from RefSeq and is a predicted model, not a curated record. NCBI's taxonomy places the organism in Eukaryota, Metazoa, Arthropoda, Insecta, Coleoptera, Chrysomelidae.
ACCUAUUCAAAAUUCAACCAUUAACCUAAGUUUUUUGACAGUUCGACAAUCACACAUAUUGAAAUUCAAUUUUUAAUUUAAAUGUUUCAAAACGUUUAAAAUGGGUAGAGAUAUAUUGAAAAGUAGCUUUGAGAAUGCUUCCUUCAGCAUUAUAUUUCAGGUUUUAUUCAGAUUAAUAACAUUCAUUUUAAAUGCUUUCAUCAUUCGGACCGUUGGACAAGAAGUUUUAGGAAUUAUGAACGUCCGGCUGACCUUGUUAGAAUCGACGAUUCUGUUUCUAUCCAAGGAACCUCUAUUAAAAGCAUGCUUAACUGGUACAAAGUCCCAUAACUGGGCUCAAGUUGUCAAUCAGAUAUGGCUGUCCAUCCCAGUACCUGCUGUAAUAGGUCUAAUUCUGACUUACGUCUGGAUUAAUCUUCUCUCUCCUACUGAUGAAAAAUACUGGCCACAGUAUAUUUUAGGAUGUUAUGCCAUUGCUCUGUCCUGUGUAAUAGAACAAAUGACCCAAGUGUUUGUUUUAGUAGCCCAAAGUUUUUGUUUUGUGAAAAUAAAGAUAAUUAUAGACACCCUGUAUAUAGUCAUUCGAACUCUUAUUUUUGUAUAUAUUGUAAGAGCCAAUCCAUCACACGCGAUAAAUUCAUUCUCAAUUGCCCAGGUAGUGUCUGCUGUUAUUAUGUUCUUGUUGUACUUUGGGUUUUUUGCCUGGUAUAUCCAAGGUCUCAACAGAUUCAGAAUAGAAGGUGUACAUGAGAAUAGAGCAGAAAAUAUAUAUUCAAAUAUGAGUGAUUUUCCUUUCACAUCAAUUCUACAUUUUUUUCCAGGCAUGUUGAGCAAUAAGGAAAAUAUUCUGAAUACCAAUCUCUGUUUCCUCACAUUUGGGUUCAUGAAACAAUCGAUACUGAAGCAAGUCUUGACAGAAGGUGAAAAAUACGUUAUGACAGUAUCGCCUCUCCUUACUUUCAGCCAGCAGUCCAUGUACGAUAUAGUCAAUAAUCUGGGGAGUUUAGCUGCAAGGUUCAUUUUUCGACCAAUAGAGGACUCUGCUUAUUUUUACUUCACCCAAAUGAUAAAACGAGGUGAACCGGUGGUCAAACAGAACCAGGUUUAUGAGUCGUGCUCUGCAGGCUUUCAUAACUACCGUUUCAUCUGCUACUGCCGCAGACUUUGAAAAUUGCCCUGACUCCAUGUUUUGCGAGCCCACAAGAAUGAUAGAGCUGUGAACGUUUACAUUUUUUAUCAAUAUUGACCUAGAAAUACGAAGCAUAAUCAUUAUUACAUGGACGUAAUCAAAUAUUCUCUAGUGAAUCAGUCAUACAAAAACC